Aspergillus puulaauensis is the source of this 1098-nucleotide messenger RNA. RefSeq lists its product as uncharacterized. The transcript is spliced from 2 exons. Lineage: Eukaryota; Fungi; Ascomycota; Eurotiomycetes; Eurotiales; Aspergillaceae. Bases 1 to 1098 code for a protein of 365 amino acids. The record is from RefSeq and is a predicted model, not a curated record.
AUGGCUGCUCUUACCAUGACUCCUCCGGCCGUACGACAGCCCUUUGCCCCUCUGGAUGCUCCCCGUAUGCGUUCCUUGAUGCGGUCCAAGAUGAACGUGCUGAACAAGCAGAACGGCACAAUGCUCUCAGGAAAGCGUCAGCCCCUCGCUGAAUCAGAUUCGGAGAAUAUCGACCCAAUAGCAUGCAAGUCGACGAAGCGAAAGCGUGCUGCCGACGACGAUGACCACGAACCCGUCAAGCCUGUCAAGAGCCCUAUGAAGCCAAUGAAGUCUUCUCGCAUUGCAUUUAGUAUCCUCGAGGACCCUGUUACACCAUCCACUCCCACAAAGACUACCAAGGCCACUCCCAAGUCUGCACCACUUAAGCCCGCUGGGCGUUCUCCCCAGAUGAAGGCGUCCAAGCCUUUUGCUCGCCGUGCAACAGCAUCAAAGGGUCGCCCAGAGUCUGCCCGAAAGGGUGUCAGCCGUCCCUUCUCUAUCUCAGCUGCGCUGUCCAAUGGCAAAUCCAAGAGUCAGUCAGCUCCCGCUACCAAGAUGCCGGCAUCCUGGUUCUUUGAAAUCCAUGUCGACUCGGAGCAGGAGGAAAUGACCAACAUGAUGCAACACUCAACAUGUGUGUUGGAUAUCAGCGAUGAUGAGGGAAAGCAGGAGGAAAUGUCCGAUCACCGUGGAAAAGAGAACAUCCCUCCCGCCGACCUGGGUCUCUCCCUUCCCCGCUCUCGUCAACAAGAGUCCCCUGCUGCGGCGGCUCGCAAGUCUGACAUGGUGGAUGAGCCUCGCUCCCCAUUGGGUGAACUCAAUGCCGCCGACUACUACGGCGAUGAUUGCCACGCUUUCUCGUACGCUGUUGUCUACGAGGAUGACGAGGCGGAUGCGGCUGUUGUGAAAAAGCCUGCCGCUUCUUUCCCCCGCCCUACCCACCCAAGCCGGAGUAAGCUUUCGAGCAUGUCAUCUAUUGAGUCCGUGCUGGAAGCUGCCAGCCCAGUGAAACCCACAGUCGACGUCAACCCCGAAUCUUCAGGUAAUAUUGAGAUUUGGGAGAGCGAAAGCGCUGGUGAGGAAGCUGCUGAGGAAUCCUCAGUGCCUACCACCGCGUAG